Talaromyces rugulosus is the source of this 1632-nucleotide messenger RNA. RefSeq lists its product as uncharacterized. The coding region runs from base 1 to 1632 and encodes 543 amino acids. Gene Ontology annotation, cellular component: membrane. Gene Ontology annotation, molecular function: amino acid transmembrane transporter activity. The transcript has 4 exons. The record is from RefSeq and is a predicted model, not a curated record. Lineage: Eukaryota; Fungi; Ascomycota; Eurotiomycetes; Eurotiales; Trichocomaceae. Gene Ontology annotation, biological process: amino acid transmembrane transport.
AUGGAGGAUGAAAUAGAGAAACAUGGUGGAUAUGGCAACACUACGACUGUGACGCCGCACCAUGUGUACAACGAAGAUGUGCAGAUUGUCGACGAGCAUGAGCGAAAAGACCUCGUGCGAGGGUUGAAGCAGCGCCACGUUCAGAUGAUUGCCAUCGCAGGUGCUAUUGGAACCGGUCUCUUCCUCGGUCUUGGAUCGUCCAUUGCUACCGCCGGACCCCUGGGUUCUCUUCUGGGAUAUCUGUUCGUCGGCGCAAUCGUCUGCGCAGUGCAGUAUGCGCUGGCCGAAGUCACUGCGCUUUUCCCCGUCACCGGUUCAUUUGUCCGGCACUCGGAGAUCCUGGUCGACCCCGGCCUGGCGUUUGCAGUUGGAUGGAAUGUUGUCUAUGGCGCCUUCAUGUCCGUCCCCAGCGAGGUGUCGGCGGCAGUCGUGCUCAUUCAGUACUGGAACGAGAGCGUCAAUCCGGCCGUCUGGGUGACCGUUCUCCUAAUUCUCUCGGUGCUGGUCGCUGUCAUCUUUGUCGGCGUUUACGGCGAAGUCGAGUUUUUCUUUGCGCUGCUCAAGAUCCUUCUUGUUAUUGGCGUGAUUAUCCUGGGCCUGGUGAUUGACCUUGGGGGGGUUCCUGGAAAGCCUCGUCUGGGCUUUCACUAUUGGAAUUCCCCAGGCCCCUUUGUCGAGUACAUUGCCGACGGUUCCUGGGGCCGCUUUUUGGGCUUUUGGGCGGUCCUCAGUAGUGCGGUAUACUCCUUCUCUGGGGUCGAAUCGCUCGCCAUGGCCGCAGCUGAGACUAAGAAUCCGCGCCAAAACAUCCCCAAGGCCUGCAAACGCGUCUUCGCCCGGCUGACCAUUUUUUAUCUGCUUGCGAUUCUGAUCGUGGGUAUGCUGGUCUCGAGCAAGGAUGACCGUCUAAAUGAUGAGUCUGGCACUGCUACACAGAGCCCAUUUGUGAUUGCAGCCUCUGACGCAGGAAUAAAGGCAAUCCCGUCGAUUGUCAACGCCGUUGUCUUGACAUCGGCAUGGUCUGCUUCCAAUCAAUCCAUUCUCGCAGGGACCCGGACACUCUAUGGACUGGCGAUCAAGGGUCACGCUCCCAAGAUUUUCCUGAGGACAACACCGUACGGCAUCCCGUACAUGUGUGUCGCUCUGCAAGUCGCGUUUUCGUUCCUUUCGUACAUGUGUGUGUCCAGUAAUGCACUGACUGUGUUUUGGUGGUUUGUCGACUUGACGGCAGCCGGCGUGCUGAUUAGUUGGAUGGCAAUUGCGCUGAAUCAUAUCCGCCUGAUGCAGGCGUUGAAAAAGCAGGGGAUUUCGCCGGAUGAGUUGCCAUGGCAUAAUUCUCUAACUCCGUACGGGUCAUGGUUUGCGUUGGUAUCCUGCGCUAUCCUACUGUUGACCGGUGGGUUCGCCGUGUUUACUAAAGGAAACUGGGAUCCAUCGUCUUUUGUCUCUAGCUAUCUGGACAUCCCACUUGUUCUCGUCGUGUAUUUGGGCUACAAAUUCAUCAGAAGGACGAAAUUCGUCCCUCUUGAAGAUGUGCCGGUGCGACAGGCCAUUGAGGAAGCGCAGAAUGAUCCUGAAAACGUCCCUAUCAAAGCGAGAGGAUGGCAGAGAUUAAAUAUUCUGUGGGGGUGA